AUGCCCUCCGCCCCGCACCACGUCCUGCUCCUCGGCGGGCACGGCAAGAUCGCCCAGCUGCUCACCCCGCUGCUGCUGCGCCGCGGCUGGGACGUCACCAGCGUCAUCCGCAACCCGGCCCAGGUCGCGGCCGUGCAGGGCUUGGAUGGGGACUCGGUCGGUGGGGGCUCGGAGCAGGGCAAGGGGAAGUUGAGCGUGCUGGUGCGCAGUCUAGAAGAGGUGAAGAGUGAAGGGGAUGUGGGGGCGGUGCUGGGGGAGGUGGGUGCGGAUUUUGUGGUUUGGAGUGCGGGUGCUGGUGGGACAGGCGGGCCUGAACGGACAUACGCCAUCGACCGCGACGCCGCAACGCACUUCAUCCACGCAUCCGUCGCCGCCCCGCAGGUGACGCGGUUCCUGAUGGUGUCGUACCUCGCCUCGCGGCGGGCGCGGCCGGCGUGGUGGUCCGACGACGCAUGGGCCACGGCGCAGCACCUCAACGAGCGCAUCCUGCCGGACUAUUAUCGCGCCAAGCUGGCCGCCGACGAGGCCCUGUACGCCGCCGCCAAGAAGCGCCCCGGCUUUGCUGCCAUCAACCUCCGCCCCGGUACCCUCACCCUCGACCCCGCCGGGCCCGUGGAGCUGGGCAAGACGGGCCACUCGAGGGGAAAUGUGAGUCGCGAGACUGUGGCCCGCGUGGCCGAUCUAUUGCUGGCGAGUGAGGGGGUUGGGAAUACGUGGUUGGAUUUGUUGGAUGGGGAGGAAGAUGCGGAGAAGGCAGUGGAAAGGGUGGUCAGGGAAGGGGUGAAUGCCGCGGAGGGAGAGUCCAUUUUUUGA
Chaetomium fimeti is the source of this 813-nucleotide messenger RNA. RefSeq lists its product as uncharacterized. Bases 1 to 813 code for a protein of 270 amino acids. The transcript is spliced from 3 exons. NCBI's taxonomy places the organism in Eukaryota, Fungi, Ascomycota, Sordariomycetes, Sordariales, Chaetomiaceae. The record is from RefSeq and is a predicted model, not a curated record.